Echinostoma caproni is the source of this 807-nucleotide messenger RNA. NCBI's taxonomy places the organism in Eukaryota, Metazoa, Platyhelminthes, Trematoda, Plagiorchiida, Echinostomatidae. The record is from the annotation of a GenBank genome assembly.
AUGGAGGCACGAAAGCCGUCACACUGCGUCAAGGUGCAGUCUCGUCGUGAUGACUCGAAACAGCUUACCGAACAGAAACGCGAACAAUUAUUAACUGAAAUGUUGCAAAAUACUGAUUGGGUUGUAUCCGGCAUCCACGUGAUCAGCCCGGUGUUUAUCACUGAGAAGAUGCUAGAUCGAUGCAAAACCAAUCUGAAUACCAUAUCACACGACGCUGCUAUUGGCCUUAUUCAAGCGGCAUUGGACGCCGGCAUCAAUGUGACAGAGGUAUUUGUGGAUACCGUUGGGAAAGCAGAACACUAUCAAGUGAAACUACAAGCCCUGUUCCCCAAGUUGCAGAUUUGCGUGGAAAGUAAAGCGGAUGACACAUACCCGAUAGUCAGCGCUGCGAGUAUUUUUGCCAAGGUUACGCGCGAUCGACUUCUGAAUAUGUGGCCUGAAAACGAACGAGGUGUUGCGAACCCAGAGCUUGGAUCGGGCUAUCCUGGAGAUCCACUGACGAAGAGCUAUCUGGAAUCCUGUCUGGAUCCCGUAUUUGGAUUCCCGUCUAUUGUGCGAUCAAGCUGGUCUACUGCAACCACGUUAAUGGACAAACAUGGUGUAAAAAUCACUUGGGAGGACGAUGAGGAUCCGGAAAAGACGUCCGAGGCCAAGCGGUUGGCACGAAAACGAGAGAUGGCCAAGGGCACAUGUCAGUUAUCCAACUUUUUCAGCCCGUCGAGAAAGUCCACCGAAACCAAACGGACCACAACGCGACAGCCAUAUUUUGUUCGUGCCAAUAUGGUUCAUGUGGACGUCUUGAUUUAA